UGGCCACGCCCCCCGAGAGAGGAGAGUUUCCUAGGGAAUAAGAGAGGAGAAAAGCAGACUUAAGAGAAAGUUUGGUGUGUCGAAAAGCCUUGGAUGUCACCUAAGCUGUGGAGGACGGGGUGCAGUGGAGUGGACAGUCGUGCGGUGCCGUGAAGUGUCGUGUGCAUGCGCAGUGGCGCGUCGUGGACACCGGACAGAAAGCCUUUGGAUUCUCCGUGUGGACUCUUUGGACUCUUUGGAUCUCUCCGGUGUCCACUUCCUGAGCACCCAAAUUCAACGCAUGACUUUUUCAUAGAAUCAAAGACUCUUGAGAAGAAAGGAGCGGAGUUCUCGGCCGGUGUGUUUCCAGGUACGCCAGGAUCCCGGAAGUUGGAACCCGCAGCGCAGGUUGCAUAGUUGGGCCAAAUGGGAAGCUGCUUUAUUUUACCUUCAAAUGCUCUAAGAAGAAAGAAGUGAAAGCAAAGAUGAAGGGCGUGAAGACGAAGUUGUACGUGCUGAUGGACGUGCUGUGUGUACUCGUUGCGGCACUGCCCUUCAUCGUCAUGACCAUCGUCUUCAAACCUUACCAGAGGGGGGUGUACUGCGACGACGAGAGCAUCAUGUACCCGCUCAAGCCGGACACCAUCAGCCACAGCAUGCUGGCGGCCGUCACCAUCUCCUGCACGGUGGUCAUUAUCUCUUCUGGAGAGGCUUAUCUGGUGUACAGCAAGAGGAUUUACUCCAAUUCCCACUUCAACCAGUACGUGGCGGCGCUCUACAAAGUCGUGGGCACCUUCCUGUUUGGAGCCGCCGUCAGCCAGUCACUCACCGACCUCGCCAAGUUCACCAUCGGCCGCCCGAGGCCCAACUUCAUGGCGGUGUGCGCGCCCCGGGUGUGCACGGGCUACAUGCAGGAGAUCAACUGCACGGGCAAGACGCCUGACGUCACGGAGUCAAGGUUGUCCUUCUACUCGGGUCACUCGUCCUUUGGCAUGUACUGCAUGCUCUUCUUGGCGCUCUACGUGCAGGCCCGGCUGGUGGCCAAGUGGGCUCGCCUCCUCCGACCCACCAUCCAGUUCUUCUUGGUGGCCUUCGCUGUGUAUGUGGGCUACACGAGGGUCUCCGACUACAAGCACCACUGGAGCGACGUGCUGGUGGGGCUGCUGCAGGGGGCGCUGGUCGCCGCGCUCAACGUGCGCUUCGUGUCCGACUUCUUUAAGAAGCGAUCGCCGCGCCGCGUCAAGCCAGAGCACGGCCAAAGCGAGGAACCCGAGAGGAAACCCAGCCUUCAGUUUGUGGACUCGGAGCACGCCAACCAUUACAACUGUCGCCCGGUGUGAUGAAGCAACCCCCCCCCCCCCCAAACCUGUGUGAGACCGACCCAAACGGACACGAACCCCGCCAUGUUGGAUGAAACGCAUGCGGCCUUUCACUCGUCGUCUUGCGGCAACCACCCCCCCCUAAUCCGCUUCCCACGACCACUAGACUGACUGUGGGGGCUGCUUGCACCUGGUGCCUCCUCUCACAAGCACCACUUCCUUUUCCUCCUGGAGGGGGCGGAGCAAACGAAGACGUCAUUAUUGAUGUUGAAGGCAACAUUGCAUGACCUUCAUGACCAUCAUCACCAUCAUCUUCUUAUCUUAUCUUCCAACUUUCUUUACCAGCACUUCAUGUAGGGGAGUAUCUGGAAGCCCAGCCUCCACGUCACAUCAUCAGACACUUCAUUAGGUACACCUGAGCAAGAUCAUGACAUCCAGCCAUAAUCCAAUCCAACCUUAAUUUAUGCUUUUGGAGGAUUCAACUUUAAUAAACAGCAUCGUUGCAGCAUAGAAAAACACUUUCUAAGUACAUUACUCACUAUACAAAAUAAAACCUAGAAAGCAUCUUUAACAUCUUCUAAAUGUGCUUUUUAACAUGAGUAGAGCCCUCUAGACAUGAAAUAACACCCCUAUAGUCACCUUUACAUCACACUUUCACAUAUUCACUGCAUCACAGUGUUUCUAUAAAACUAAAACUAUAAAAAUGCACUUUUAAACAAAUUGUAUGUAUUUUGGGACUAAAUCAAACCUUUGGCAAAUAAAGUGGUAUUAUAUACCGGUUGCUAGGUGUCCGAACGUUCCAUUGAUGACACAGUAGCCACCACAGGAAGUACUCAAAGCACAGCGUGAACAACAAUAAAGUACCCUCCCAUUGUGUGAGCCAGAAUUAUGUCUUUAUUUUUUCUUAUUAUGUCUACUAUAUUGGGUAAUAGAAAUGUAUAGUGACUAUAGGGGUGUUAUUUCAUGUCUACAGGGCUCUAAUCAUAUUAAAAGCAUAUUUAUAAGGUGGUAAACAGGUUAUUUAUGUCUUAUUUCGUCUUAUUAUGUCUACUAUAUUGGGUAAUAGGAAUGUAAAGAUGACUAUAGGGGUGUUAUUUCAUGUCUAGAGGGCUCUAAUCAUGUUAAAAGCAUCUUUACAAGGUGGUAAACAGGUUUUCUAUGUCUUAUUAUGUUUACUACAGUAAACCUCGGCUAUAUCGGAUUCAAUUGUUCCCACUGGUUUUGUCCGAUAUAAGCGAAAUCCGUUAUAUGCGUAUACCGGAAAAUGUCCGUUUUACGCAUAUAUCGGAUUUAUAUCCGGUAUAUGCGUAAAUGGGAAUUUAUUCGUUAUAAAAAGGCACUUCCUUGACUAGGUUUCCAAUGUACCUGGACGCGCAGGCAACGCUGCAAACGCUGCAAAUGACGUCGUAUAGCGGCCUGUCACGAUUCGGCGAAUCGGAGCGCCACGAUGCGGCCAUCCGAUAUAUGCGAGGGAAAUUUCAUGGAAAUGCAUUGGAACGGGACUGGAGAUUUUGUCCGAAAUAGGCGAAAUCCGUUAUAAAAAAUCCGAUAUAUGCAAUGAAUUUUUAUUGGAAAUGCAUUACAGAAAAAUUGGUUCUUUUUUAUCUGUCCGUUGUGAGCGAAUUUCUGAUGUAUCCGAGUCCGAUAUAUCCGGGGUUUACUGUAUAUUGGGUAAUAGGAAUGUAAAGGUGACUAUAGGGGUGUUAUUUUGUCUCUAGAGGGCUCUAAUCAUUUUAAAAGCAUCUUUACAAGGUGGUAAACAGGUUUUCUAUGUCUUAUUUUUUCUAAUAUGUCUACUAUAUUGGGUAAUAGGAGUGUAAAGGUGACUAUAGGGGUGUUAUUUCAUGUCUAGAGGGCUCUAAUCAUUUUAAAAGCAUCUUUGCAAGGUGGUAAACAGGUUUUCUGUGUCUUAUUAUGUCUACUAUAUUGGGUAAUAGGAAUGUAAAUGUGACUAUAGGGGUGUUAUGUCAUGUCUAGAGGGCUCUAAUCAUGUUAAAAGCAUCUUUACAAGGUGGUAAACAGGUUUUCUAUGUCUUAUUAUGUCUACUAUAUUGGGUAAUAGGAGUGUAAUGGUGACUAUAGGGGUGUUGUUUCAUCUCUUGGGGGCUCUAAUCAUUUUCAGAAGCAUAUUAAGAUGGUGAACAGGUUUUUCUAUGUUCUAACUACCAAAAUAUUCCAUUUAUGAAUAAGGAAUGCUACUUGGUGUAAACGGUCUGGAACCAUAAAUGAUAAACAUAUAUAUAUAUAUACAUAUACACAUAUAUAUAUAUAUAUACACAUAUAUAUAUAUACAUACAUAUAUAUAUACACUGCCCUUAAUUUCUGGUUCAUUUGAGCAACUGUUCUCAAGUAUGACUAGAAUGAGCGUUGCCUACAGCCACAGUAUGUGUUUGAGCAGAUUUUGUAUUUGUAAACGAUGGAUGUCAUGAGAUUGUUUCGGUGUACUACAUGAUGAUACUGUAUGAGUUGUUGUAUUUGUACUGCAUCUUCCAGCAAUGUGGCUUACUGCAUAUACUGCAUACCACUACUACCACAUGCAAUUGGAAGAAAGUUAUUUUUUCCCAUAAACCCAGGAGGAUGAAACUAAACUUUAUUUAAACAAAAAAAAUAAACUUUCAUUUAUUAUAAAUGAUAAUUUUAUAAUGGUAAUUAUCAUGUUGAAUGAUAAAUCUGAUAUCAUUAAAAGUACUUCUGAUAGACAAUCAUUAAAAAAACUGUGCAGCUCAGCAAACAAGCGCUCCUCCCCCCGAGCUGGCUUGUAAACAAACAUAAACAUCCACUCUAAGAGGAAGACAUUUUGCGUGCUAGUCAGGAAUACCGACAUCGUGGAGUAGCCAGUUAGCUCCAUGACAGAACAAAAGGAAUAGUUUCCAAGGCGAAUGUGGGAAUAUUUGUGUUUUAAACAGACUGACGCCACACACGGAGCGUUCCUCAACUGGGAAGUAAAACGUACAGGGGCUGAUCCUGCUACAUCGCAAACACACGCACAGGCGAUAGGCUAAUGUGGCUCACACUUGAGUACCAUCUAGUGGUUGAAAUGUGAAUUACACCAUUCAUGACAGCCAUUUUUCAAAAGACACAGAACAUUGUGCUAUUUCUAUAUUUAUAUGUAACCAUGGAACCUACCAAAAGACAGAUUAGACUCAGUCUUUCAUCAGGAAAAAAAAGUAUCUGUGAGAAAAGCAGCUGUUUGUGAAAAGAUACAUUUCACGAAAAAUGGAAACUCACUGAAUAUGAGGCAAUUAGCACAAAACUACAAACCCAAAAUGGCUGAAGGUCACACGGCGCACACACUCAUCACCUCUUUAUGCCUCUUUAUGUCUCUCACGCAAGAAAAGCUUCUAAAAUAAAUGCAUCUUUGGUUAGCGAAUGACUUCAUGAAGAAAUGUUUGUCUCCGAUAUCGAUUAUUGACGAUCAUUUGUAGCACAAUUAUCGCUGAGUUAAUGUAUUGUUAUGACAGGCCGUACCCGAGGCCUCCGUGGCGUCACAGCUGCUGUGCCCCAAUACGGUGCACCUUGCUGGGCCACAGUGGGUGGCCCUUCCCCCUCUAUGCCCUGCUUCCCCUGGUAGUACUGGUAGUAGUCUUUUGAUGAGGUACACUUGAUCAAAUCCUAAUUUGAUAAUCAGGAAGGUAUCGGUUUGACACCCCCCACCAAAAUGUGUCGCAUCACUAAUGUAAAAGAAUGAUUCAUAUGAAUGACUUCCCUUUUUUUUGUGCAAUCAUCCUGCUUGCCACUUUGAGCCGCUCUGUCGGAGAACGCUGCCAAGGGCGCGUGGGCUCCGUUUAUGUCCUUUCUUUUAUUCUUCUUCUUCUUCUUUUCUUUUCUCGUGCGCGUCACAUGCGUCAUUGUCAAACAAUGGCGGCCAUGAUGACGUAAAAGACAUUGUGCCGUGUCCUUGGGGCGUUGCGUACAAAGCGGAAGGACGACGGGUCCGACCCAGACCCGAGCUGUUGUGCUUUUUGACCUUGGACAAGGACAAGGCUGAGGGGACUUUCCCACCAAACAAUUUCCUCACUCGUAAAAAAAAAAAAAAGAUGAAGAAACGGCUGCUUGAGACGAGGUGUCAAAUGCAUCCUAAUACUCCGCUCGUCAUACUGUACCUCCAUCUAGCACCUUUUAUUAACCAUUUAUUGUUACCUUGGAAGAUUAGUCUUCUUUGCUUUUACACGACAAGGUUUUUAUGGAAUAAAUAUGUAAUCUGCAUUCACUGAUGAUGUCUUCUUUUCAUGCGUCUACUCGACAUCCCUCAGCACUUCACCCAGCAGCUUGUCGUAUUAC
Messenger RNA from Doryrhamphus excisus (bluestripe pipefish), 5579 nucleotides. RefSeq names its product phospholipid phosphatase 2b (gene plpp2b). Gene Ontology annotation, molecular function: phosphatidate phosphatase activity. Gene Ontology annotation, cellular component: plasma membrane. The record is from RefSeq and is a predicted model, not a curated record. Gene Ontology annotation, biological process: phospholipid dephosphorylation; signal transduction; phospholipid metabolic process. NCBI's taxonomy places the organism in Eukaryota, Metazoa, Chordata, Actinopteri, Syngnathiformes, Syngnathidae.